GUAAAUAUGGGGUGACAAAAAGUUUGCUUGGUGAGAUAACCAAUUCUACUAAUAAAACAAGAGCUUUUUCCAUGUUUGGCUUGGCUUGGGGUAUUGGCUAUAUAAGACCAACCAUUGAUGGAUAUUUGUCGCAUCCUGCUGAUCAUUUUUCGAGUAUUUUUGAUAAUGCUUUUUGGAGAUAUUAUCCCUAUUUGCUGCUGUGUCUUGUUGCGUCAUUAGUUUCAUUUAUAGGACUUGUUUGUGAAUAUUUCAUGUUACCUGAAACACGUAAUAUCGUUCAAAAAUCUGAAUACAAGCCUGAGAGUGAACUGUUACUUUAUACAAAACAUAAUAAUUGCUCGAAUGAUGUUGGAUCUUAUGGAAUUAGUUCUCUUAAUGAUAACAGAGAAACGCACAUUACUAAUAAUAAUUCAACAUUAAGCACAGAUAACUGGAAAUUUCAUCUUUUACACAAUAUAUCUUCUGCUAUCCCACCUCUCAUCUCCUAUGAAAUGUUAGCUCUUUCCAUAAUAUAUAAUGAAGUAUACAUCAUAUAUACAGUGACUCGAGUUUCCAAUAAUGGUCUUGGCUAUCGAUCUCAAGAUCUUGCACUCAGUUUGGCGAUUAUGGAUUUCGUGACAUUAUUUUGUCAUUUUAUAAUUUUACCAUCGCUAAAUAAAAGAGUUGAUACAAAGUGA
This is a messenger RNA of Ambispora gerdemannii, 677 nucleotides long. The record is from the annotation of a GenBank genome assembly. NCBI's taxonomy places the organism in Eukaryota, Fungi, Glomeromycota, Glomeromycetes, Archaeosporales, Ambisporaceae.